Messenger RNA from Lycium ferocissimum, 456 nucleotides. RefSeq names its product large ribosomal subunit protein eL39x. Lineage: Eukaryota; Viridiplantae; Streptophyta; Magnoliopsida; Solanales; Solanaceae. Gene Ontology annotation, molecular function: structural constituent of ribosome. Gene Ontology annotation, biological process: translation. The coding region runs from base 146 to 301 and encodes 51 amino acids. The transcript has 2 exons. The record is from RefSeq and is a predicted model, not a curated record. Gene Ontology annotation, cellular component: ribosome; cytosolic large ribosomal subunit.
UUUAUUUACGUAAUAUUUUUAGCUAUUAAGGGUGAUUUAUAGUGCUUUUUAACAAGGCAGCAAGUUUGUGGGUGUGAGUAGGGUUUUUAAUUCCGCCGCGCUUGAGUCUGUCUCGUAGGCCAAAGUUGGUUGAACAGAACCGAAAAUGCCUUCACAUAAGACAUUCAUGAUAAAGAAGAAGCUGGCGAAGAAGCAGAGGCAAAACAGGCCUAUUCCUUACUGGAUCCGCAUGCGUACUGACAACACCAUCCGUUACAAUGCCAAGCGUAGGCAUUGGCGCCGCACCAAGCUCGGAUUCUAAGGAUCCAUCUAUUUUUCUGUUAUGAGUUUAGUUUUAAUUUUCAGAAUUAGGUCUUCAAAUUUGGAGCUGUUAUAACUAUGAUAUCUGUGCAAGUUUUGCACCAAGUUUUACUGUGAUUUUGCUACUUAAGUUGAAAUCAAGUUUCGUUAAUUGCA